Molecule: messenger RNA, 405 nt
Organism: Hymenoscyphus albidus
Lineage: Eukaryota; Fungi; Ascomycota; Leotiomycetes; Helotiales; Helotiaceae
Source: the annotation of a GenBank genome assembly
AUGCCCCGCAUCAAGUAUGCGAUCUGCAUCAAAAUAAGCAAAUUGUACUAACAAACAAUACAGAAAUAACUUCAUGGAGGCGAUCUACGCUGCCAGAUCGAGGGGGAAGAGAUGGGUGAAGCGGCACGACCUUGAAUAUCGCGACCCCACCACCACCCCCGCACGCAGAAAGGAGAUCCUGAUGCAUGUCAUGGAGAAUCUCGAGGCCCAGACGUAAGUAACUAUAUCCAGCAUGUUAUUAUUUAUCUAACCUCUUUCAGACACACCGAAUACCGUCCCCGUCCCCGCCGCCGCCUUCCUGCCGCCCCUGUUGCCCCGGCUGCCUCUGUUGCUCCUGUUACCUCUGCUGCCCCGGCUCCAGCUCCUGCCCCCAGACCUCUCCGCCGCAGCCCCCGCUUUGCCUAA